UAUAGUCUUUCAGUUUUAUUUAUAAUGGUAGAAUUUCAUGAAUGAGAAACUCAAUAGUAGAAUAAUUCCUAUUUAUUGCCUGUAUGGCUGAAGCAUAUAGUACGGCAUUAGUGCAGUAAGUAAAUUUUAUAGCAACUCCUCAGAUAUUUUCCUUAAAAAUCCCCUGUUCUGCCAUCAUCACAUUCCUUUAAUACUUAUUUUACAUUUAAGAAUGUUGUCAGCCUCAAUGUGAAUAUACUAAAUAUAUUAGUCAUGAUGGUGACUGAUAAAGUGUUUGUUUUUCAACUAAUUUUGUAAUGUAUUUUGCAAUACAUUUUAUACUCUUGUUUAUAUAUGUUAACAUGGCUUAACAUGGAGAUAACAUGACUAUUAUGUGGCUACUAUGUAAAUGGGAAAAAUUGCUGUCACAUUUUAUUCCAGUGUGAAUGAAAUAACAAUGUUACAUUAUCGUGAUAUUGCUGAAGAAAGAGCAGUCUCCAAAUGGUGUGGAUAUCCUCUUUGUAAUAAUAAACUUCUAAAGUUCAAUAAACAAAAAUAUUCCAUAUCCACGUCUUCAAAUAAAGUGUAUGACUUGACAGAAAGGAAAUGUUUCUGCAGUUCAUUUUGCUUUAAAGCUAGCAAAUUUGUUGAGGAACAGAUACCACAAUCUCCAUUAUGGUUGAGAAGUCUGAGGUAUGCAGUUUAAAAACUCGUUAGAGGCGUUAUUUUACUUCAAACCUAUUUGAUAUUGGUUUCUUGUAGCUUUGGGGAGGGGGGGGGGUAUAUGACCAUAUUUUGGCAUGUUGUUUUGAUUUCUGAAUGAUAUAAAUAAUAGACAUAUCUUUCUAUUUUUGCACAUAAACAAUAUAACUGCUGCAAAAAUCCCAAAUGAUCCAACAUACUACGUAUAUCAGAUUUAUAAUUGUGAAAAUCGAGGAAAAUUUUAUAUUCAAAUGAUCAGCAUUUAUAUCAUUUACCAUUUCAGGAGGUUUACUAUAUGGUGGUUUUAUGCAAUUUCCAAUAAGCUAUGACGUUAUCAACAGUUAAAGUCAAGAUUUUUGGAAAAGAUGCUAGUUGCCUACUAUUCAUAUUACUGUGGAAAGUUUAUCAUUAGUAGGCAACUAAACUACUAAACUAUCAUGUUCAAGAAAUGAUAAACUUUCCACAGUAACUUUCAGGUAAGCAAAUGUAUUUUUUGUCUGUUGUAAUGAGCAUCAACAAGACAUCUUGAUACGUAUUAGAACUGAAAUGAUUCCCAACAGAGAGUAAAAGCGCUGCCUUCAUGAAAAUU
This is a messenger RNA of Hydractinia symbiolongicarpus, 1270 nucleotides long. Its product is annotated as putative RNA polymerase II subunit B1 CTD phosphatase RPAP2 homolog. Gene Ontology annotation, molecular function: RNA polymerase core enzyme binding; RNA polymerase II CTD heptapeptide repeat phosphatase activity. The coding region runs from base 389 to 685 and encodes 98 amino acids. The record is from RefSeq and is a predicted model, not a curated record. Gene Ontology annotation, cellular component: nucleus; cytoplasm. NCBI's taxonomy places the organism in Eukaryota, Metazoa, Cnidaria, Hydrozoa, Anthoathecata, Hydractiniidae. The transcript has 4 exons.